Molecule: messenger RNA, 2282 nt
Organism: Oncorhynchus keta (chum salmon)
Lineage: Eukaryota; Metazoa; Chordata; Actinopteri; Salmoniformes; Salmonidae
Product: tumor protein D52-like
Exons: 8
Coding region: 106-870 (254 amino acids)
Biological process (GO): B cell differentiation
Cellular component (GO): cytoplasm
Source: RefSeq, a predicted model, not a curated record
CUAUCACAUGCAGGAAAUUAGUGGCAGCAGCAACGGGGUUCUAUGAGUCGUUGUAGUGGGAGGCCGGCCAGCUAGCCAGCCACCUAACCCAUCCAGGCAACAGCAAUGGACCCUCUGGAGCAGGAAUACAAGUCUCCAUUUGACUUUGAGCAGGGGGUGAAUAGCAGCUACCUCUAUCUGUCUCCCAGCUUCAAUGUAACACCACCAGGCUCACCGCAAGUGACUGUCACAGCCAGAGGGGCUGUGAGACCAGACUUUACCCCAGAGUUAGGGGAGGAUGCAGUGACGUCAGUGACCGUGUCCCCUGCCAUCCCCACCCUGACAGAGGAGGAGCAGGAGGAGCUUCGAGGGGAGCUGCUCAGGGUGGAGGAUGAGAUCUUGACUCUGUCUCAGGUGCUGGCAACUAAGGAGAACCAGUUGGCAGACAUCAAGAGGAAGCUGGGCAUCACUCCUCUCAACGAGAUCAGACAGAACCUCAGCAAGAGCUGGCACGAGGUCACCACCUCUACAGCCUAUAAGAAGACGUCAGAGGGCCUGUCCGUGGCCGGUCAGAAGGCCACAGCAGCCUUCAACAACAUGGGCUCAGCCAUCAGCAGGAAGUUUGAGGAUGUCAGAUUGCAGUCUAUUUCCAAUUCCUUUGGCAUACGCUCCCUACAGCAUUCUGCUAGUAUGCCUGUAAUGAGGAACACACCCACCUUCAAGUCGUUUGAGGAGAAAGUAGAGACUUUAAAGGUCAAGAUGAGCCCGACGGUGUCUCAGGGUGACUUUGGCGACGUGUUGACCUCUACAGCAACCUCUGACCCAUCUGUUGUCGUGGAGAAACAGCCAGAGGCCACGCCCAUCGUCAUCCAGGACGAACAUCUCCAGUGAGACCAGCCUGACCUUUCAUCCCUGACCCCCAGCCAGAUUGGCAUCCGCUGAAACUAUACCCUCUUUACCCUUCUGUCUCCCCUCUCUCUCUCACCUCCUCUCACUUCCUCCCUUCUGUCUCCUCUCUCUCUCACCUCCUCUCACUUCCUCCCUUCUGUCUCCCCUCUCUCUCACCUCCUCUCACUUCCUCCCUUCUGUCUCCCCUCUCUCUCACCUCCUCUCACUUCCUCCAUUCUGUCUCCUCUCUCUCUCACCUCCUCUCACUUCCUCCCUUCUGUCUCCUCUCUCUCUCACCACCUCUCACUUCCUCCCUUCUGUCUCCCCUCUCUCUCUCACCUCCUCUCACUUCCUCCCCUCUCUCUCUCACCUCCUCCCUUCUUCACCUCCUCUCACUUCCUCCCCUCUCUCUCACCUCCUCUCACUUCCUCCCUUCUGUCUCCUCUCUCUCUCACCUCCUCUCACUUCCUCCCCUCUCUCUCUCACCUCCUCCCUUCUUCACCUCCUCUCACUACAAACCCCCACAGCACAACAAACAGAUCCAACAACCAAAUAAAUAUUUAAAAAAUGAUGAAAAUAUUGUUGUGACUCCGUAACACUUAAGUUUGUAUGACUGUGCGUUUGUAUUAGAAUGGCCGUGGUUUAGGAACCUGCACAAGUAGAAGACGAUACAUGGCACUCAGAUGAUAGAAUGUGUCACAGCCAGGGGUGCUUUAUUCUGUGUAUUAAUAGCACAGAGACCUUAUAUUUGCAUGUCUUUGAGUUGGAACAGGUAUUUUGGAAGGUACUUCAAUUUCUCAUUUUCUUCUUAAUCACUGUACUACUUUAAGAUUUGAUUUCUAGAGAACGCAUGGUCCUCUUAACACCUGAAGUGAUAGUCUCGGUUAAAGACAUUUGUUAGUGUCACCGAUAUCUUCAAACCGUGUCCUUCUCUGUCUGAAUUAGCACUUGUAAUGUGGUGUAGAGCACUGCUGACUAGAGUUAAUCCCAGAUCAGUGUUGCUCACACACUCCUCUCCCAGUUUAACCAUAGGGGCGGUGGUCUAAAUCUGACCUCCAAGCAGUUCAUAGUGCUCAACUCUGACAUUCGAGAGGGUGGGCCAGUGCAUUCAGAUCCGUGUGAAACGGUGGUCACCGCACCAGUUACGUGGUUUCUUAUUAUGGUAUGUCAGCAGGCCUUAACUCUCCGUUCAGUCUAUAUCACUCACUGCCUCGCAUGGUGGGGCCAAAGUCAAUAUUGGACCACUUGUCUCAUUGGUUUCUGUGAGGGACUUGGCUAUUUUCUCUCUGCUUGGAAUGCUGAAACAGGAUAGUCACUGGAUGCUGUGUACUUCUCUACUGUUCAAUGUUUUUUUUUUUACUCUCAAAGUAUAUCCAUAUAUAGUGUGAUAAUAAAUUUUUGCAUUUACAUUAUGA